CUCGCGCUACGUGUAGCAGACAGCGUGAUUAAAAAUGGCCAAGUCUAAGAACCACACCACACACAACCAAUCUCGCAAGUGGCACAGAAAUGGCAUUAAGAAGCCUCGUUCUCAUCGCUACGAGUCUCUGAAGGGGGUGGAUCCCAAGUUUCUGAGAAACAUGCGCUUUGCCAAGAAACACAACAAGAGAGGAUUGAAGAAGAUCGCCAAGCAACAAGCAGCGAAAUAAACAGAUGUGAAUGAUUUGUCUGUACAGAUGUUGUUUAUACCAUCAACAAUAAAACUUUAGAAAGUG
Ictalurus punctatus (channel catfish) is the source of this 295-nucleotide messenger RNA. It is a transcript of the gene rpl29, whose product is annotated as ribosomal protein L29. Gene Ontology annotation, cellular component: cytosolic large ribosomal subunit; ribosome. The record is from RefSeq and is marked provisional. Gene Ontology annotation, biological process: cytoplasmic translation. NCBI's taxonomy places the organism in Eukaryota, Metazoa, Chordata, Actinopteri, Siluriformes, Ictaluridae. Gene Ontology annotation, molecular function: structural constituent of ribosome. The transcript is spliced from 4 exons. Bases 35 to 229 code for a protein of 64 amino acids.